AUGAAUAAUAUUAAAAUAUUACAAGUAAAUCUUCAGCACUCUAGGGGUGCAACAGCCUACUUAAGAGAUUACAUAGAAUCAAAUAAUGAAUACACAAUAGCAUGUAUACAAGAACCUUACGUUAAAGACAAUAAAGUAAGAGGAUUCCCAAUCAAAUAUAGAAAAUUCUACGCCAAAUCUGGCGCAAAAACAGCGAUAAUCAUUACAGACAACCAAACUUCAGUAUUGGAAAUUCUAAGUACUGAAACUAUAAGUGCAAUAAGAAUAGAAGGACAAAUACCAUUCAUAUUAAUCUCAGUUUAUUGUCCACCAUCCCAAGGACUAGAAACACACCUGUCCAUACUAGAAGACUUAAUUUCUGAUUACCAAAAUAUCCCAGUUAUAAUUAGUGGUGACUUCGAUGCGAAGCACACAAUCUGGGGCCCAAGUCAACCUGAUCCCCGAGGAUUACAAAUAUGUGAAUUUCUAGCCUCUACAGACAUGUGCGUUAUAAAUGAUCCCGAUAGCCCACCUACGUUCACAGGGGCCAGAGGUAACUCAUGGAUCGACCUCACCCUCCUAAGAAAACACGGUCAAUUAAACAUUAUAAAUUGGAAAGUGUUAGAAGAGGCCAAUCUAAGUGAUCAUAACAUAAUAACCUAUGAAAUAUCAAACACAAAAUGCAACAGAAGUUCAAAAACGAAAAUGAAGCUAAAACAUAUAGACUGGCUUAAAUUCAGACUAAUAUUAAAAGAACAAUAUCAAGUCAACAGACUUGUAAGUAUAAAUAACAUAGACGACCACAUAGAGAGGACCACAAGUCUAAUACAUGAAACUUAUGAAAGUACAAAGAAGCCCACAGUAAUCCUCCCACCCCAUCGCAUAAGCAAACCAUGGUGGACACCAGAAUUAACAAUAUUAAGAAAAAAGGUCAGGGCCUUAAGAAGACGAUACAAUCGUUCCCCAGACUCAAUCAGGACAGAACUCAGAAAAACUUAUAAACUAGAACAAGCGAAAUACAAAAGGCUUCUGUUCGAAGUCAAAAGGAAAACUUGGAACACAUUCUGGGAUAACCUUCAGAUCUCCUCACCCUUCGGCACAUAUUAUGACAUCGCCAAAGGAAAAAGUCUAGGUCCAUUACAACUAAGCGUGAUUGAAAAAGCGGACGGCACGACCACAAAAACAAUAGAAGACUCGAUAAAGGAGAUUCUAAAGUUUCACUUCCCACAAGAUCCCACAGACCAAGACACAGAAGAACACAAAAGAAUAAGACAAAUAGCAAACAGCCCAUGUCUCACAAAAAAUGACAAAGAUUUUACGAAAAUAGAAAUUCGCAAAGCAAUAGAAACCACAAAGAGAGGAUAG
Stegodyphus dumicola is the source of this 1344-nucleotide messenger RNA. RefSeq lists its product as uncharacterized. Lineage: Eukaryota; Metazoa; Arthropoda; Arachnida; Araneae; Eresidae. The record is from RefSeq and is a predicted model, not a curated record.